AUGCUCGCCACAAGGAAGGUGUUCCUCAAAGCUCUGCAGGUCACAAGACAGGCUUCGGAGAAAGGAAAAAUAAAACGGCCGGAACGUAACCCCCUGGAUACGACGCUACUUCUAGAGCUGUGUGCCGAGGGCGAGGCUAAGCUAGAAGGGGCAAAAUCGUGUCUUUUGAAGUCGGCGUCCCUCACGCGCGCUCUCCCCGCUCGCCUCAACUCCAACCGGACUUCGGUGGUGCGCUGCGGUCGACAGAAAUACGAACGCUUGUUCCCGGUGAUGCUGGUGCGACCCGACGGCUCCACCGUCAACAUCCGAUACGCGGAACCCAGACGCAUCCUCAUGAUGCCGGUCGAUCUGUCGACGUUGUCGGAGGAGCAGCGUCGGAGUCGUCAAAAGAAGCGCGAAGUCAAGAGGAGCGCCAAAGAGAGCGCCGUCCACUACGAGGACGAUUUCAAGGUGGACAAGUACAGCCAAUUCUGGAACAACAAGAAGAAGGAAAGAAAAGACGGCGGUGCUCAAGAUUAGACCCUGUUUGAAAAGUGUGCAGACUUGAUAGCGAUUGUCUUCUGCGGACCGUUGUUUCCAAACAUCUUGUGUAUUUUGUGUGCGCGUGUCCAUUGAAGGGCAUCUCAACACAGCGCUCGCAUUUGUGUUUCCUCACUUGACGUCAUGGUUUUUCAAUUCAUUGAAACAAAACCUUGGUAACUGCUAGCAAAACACCUGCAAUAUUGUUCUCUGAACACAAAUGGAAAGACAAAUAGCUUGAAUGCUAAAUAUAAUAAUCAUCAUAAUAACAAUACAUUUUAUUUGUGGGCGCCUUUCUAGGAACUCGAGGACACCUUACAACAAGCAGUUAAAAAUCACAAAUUCAAUGUUAAAAACAACAUCAAAUAAAAUGAGAAAAAAUACAACAAAAUAAAAAUAAUCUCAACAGUUUAAAGACAAUGAAGUCAAUUCAGUUUUGUUUCUAAUCUUUUUUCGGGCGUGGGUGAGUAAAGUUGAUGUUUUAGUCGCCUAUUUAGUUCAAUCUACAUGAAAAAACAAUAAUAAAGUAAAGAAUAACACGA
Hippocampus zosterae (dwarf seahorse) is the source of this 1061-nucleotide messenger RNA. RefSeq names its product mitochondrial ribosomal protein L55 (gene mrpl55). The coding region runs from base 1 to 519 and encodes 172 amino acids. The record is from RefSeq and is a predicted model, not a curated record. Lineage: Eukaryota; Metazoa; Chordata; Actinopteri; Syngnathiformes; Syngnathidae. Gene Ontology annotation, cellular component: mitochondrial large ribosomal subunit. Gene Ontology annotation, biological process: translation. Gene Ontology annotation, molecular function: structural constituent of ribosome. The transcript has 3 exons.